AUGAAAGAGCGGAAUUCCUAUUUGGAAAAUUCACUGUCCAGAAUUCUACAAAUCUCUGAUUGUCUUCAACUGGUUGCAAAGGCAGAUUUAUCCGUGCCAAGAUCUCAGCUCUCAGAGGCAGUUAAGCUUGUUCAAAGAGAACUGAAUCAGGAAAUCCGAUGCGCUCAAGACUAUGAUUCUCUAUACGAAGAUGAUAAAGAGUCCGAUGUGGAAGAGCGUGUGAAGCGAGUGCUUAGUUCACUCCCUGCAAGUCCACCUACAGAGCCGUCGCAGCCCGCUCAGACUAGUACCAUAUAUUCAGCCCCAUUGGUUCUGACACAGGCUCCUUGGAGUUCAAGUUCGAAUUUCUGGUCAUCAUUCUUUCAGACUUCACAUCCAAUUAUCCCAAGUGUCGAUUCAGCUCCAGCCCAUGAUGAUCCUCGACCUACAAACUUGAAUCAGGUCACAGAAUUUUCAACUCGAUCCAUCCCUUACGCAACAACGCACUUCACCCAGCGUCUAUACCGCGUCUGUGCACAAAGUGGCUAUCGCUUCCUGGUCAAUUCCAACGUCUCAGACCAAUCCAUGUGGCCGGAGUUUGGACUCAUGCUACAAAAGUUGCCUCGUUCUGAAGUGACAUCCUACUUCCAGCGCAUCUUGAUGACAGAGCCUUGUAAUCCUGUUGAGGAUUCCCGGUUCCCGUUUAUCAUCUAUGGAGGGGCGGGUACGAAUUUCCUAGCACAUAAAAGGGAUGCUUCAUCACAGUACCCGGGUUUAGAGCCUUUUGAGAAAACGAAUGGCAUUAUUGAGGUUGACUCCGAUGAGAAGUGGUUUGAUGUCCUUGAUGUGGAGCGAUAUUUGAUUCAUCAAGGGUUCCAAUUGAGUAAUCCCCAGAAGGACUUCUCAGGACAGCACGAACACUACCCAUUCGCUCCAUCUGAUCCACUGAAUUCUGGAUUGUCUAUGGGGAUAGGCCAGACCAAUCUCCAGCCACCACUGAAAAAAAUCGAUGAAGAUUUUAUCAUUGAAGGAUGUGCCGCUGCGUUUCGUCGACAUGAUGUGGAGAAAUUGAUUCUGCGAUACACCUGGUGA
Messenger RNA from Penicillium malachiteum, 1071 nucleotides. RefSeq lists its product as uncharacterized. The transcript has 2 exons. The coding region runs from base 1 to 1071 and encodes 356 amino acids. Lineage: Eukaryota; Fungi; Ascomycota; Eurotiomycetes; Eurotiales; Aspergillaceae. The record is from RefSeq and is a predicted model, not a curated record.